CGAGAGGCACAUGUCUGGUCGAAGCUGAAGCAUCCGAAUGUCCUCAGCCUAGUCGGAAUAACUACCGAAUUUGACCUCACGAUAUCUCUAGUAACCACGUGGAUGGAGAAUGGUAGUGCUCGCGCCUUUGUACAAGAACGGCACAACGAUCCCCGCCCCCUCAUUGGGGACAUUGCUGCAGGACUUCAUUACCUGCACAAUCAUCCGAAAGGUCCAAUAAUUCAUGGUGACCUGAAAGGGGCAUGUUCCUCUGACAACGUGCUGAUCGCCCAAGACGGUCGGGCUCUUCUUACAGAUUUCGGACUCUCUAUCCAUCUUAACUCAUCCUUCACCAUGACUACACACCUUCCAUGUGGGGGUUCCUUGCACUGGAUGGCUCCAGAGUUGGUAGAUACAACUGGAACUGGAGACUUGCGUGCUACUGUUGAAAGUGAUGUUUGGUCCUUUGGCAUGACAACAUUAGAACUUUUCACUGGGAAAGCGCCAUACCAUGAGCAGAAGUCGAUUACAGCCAUCCUCUUCCGCAUUCUGGAAGGGCAGCCGACACGGCCAUCUGACGAAGAUACCAAUUUUCGUAUGACAGACGAAUGGUGGGCACUAUGCUCACGUUGCUGGAAUAACAAACCAUCUCGCCGCAUCAGCAUGUCAGACUCUAUCAAUUUGAUCCGGCAGGUCAGUGUAAAUAGCUUGCACUCCGUAGGAGAUUAA
This is a messenger RNA of Pisolithus orientalis, 708 nucleotides long. RefSeq names its product kinase-like domain-containing protein. The annotation marks the transcript as partial. Gene Ontology annotation, biological process: protein phosphorylation. Lineage: Eukaryota; Fungi; Basidiomycota; Agaricomycetes; Boletales; Pisolithaceae. The transcript is spliced from 4 exons. Gene Ontology annotation, molecular function: ATP binding; protein kinase activity. The record is from RefSeq and is a predicted model, not a curated record.